Molecule: messenger RNA, 1494 nt
Organism: Leguminivora glycinivorella
Lineage: Eukaryota; Metazoa; Arthropoda; Insecta; Lepidoptera; Tortricidae
Gene: Rcd5
Product: microspherule protein 1
Exons: 8
Coding region: 91-1461 (456 amino acids)
Biological process (GO): positive regulation of transcription by RNA polymerase II
Cellular component (GO): MLL1 complex; NSL complex; Ino80 complex
Molecular function (GO): protein binding; G-quadruplex RNA binding
Source: RefSeq, a predicted model, not a curated record
CGCAUGUUUUUAUUUUGUAACGCAGCAUUGGUGAAUGGUGAUUUGGUGUGGUGAAAUUAAUAAAUGCUUCUAAAAUACUGAUUUACUGCCAUGGAUUUUCCACCGACACCGUCUCCUUCAGAUAGCAAUGACUACCCUGGAAUUCCGCCUACUUUUGACGCACAAGAUAAUACUAAGCGAAGAAGUUCAUCUCGAUCGAUAAAGCGUCGGCGUUUCGACGAUGAGUUAGUGGAAUACAGUCUCGGGAUUCCAGGGGCUUCUAUAGGCAAGAGUGAGAAGCGAAUGCGUACACAAUCCUACACCAGUCAUUUGCCGGAGUUUCCGUUAGUGAGUGCGCCUCCCACGCCCGUGGCCCCGACGCCGCCCGAGCGCCGCCGUGCCUCGGGAAAACUGCCUGUCGGUCCGGUUUUAUCUAAGAAGUCUAGGCGUAAGGGACAGCUUAGUCAGUUAUCUACAAAAGAUCUUGGACGUUGGAAACCUACUGAUGACUUGGCUCUGAUAUUGGGGGUGCAGCAGACCAAUGACCUGCGCAUAGUCCACCGAGGCAUCAAAUUCUCCUGCCGCUUCACGCUUGGAGAGCUACAGUCCCGCUGGUAUGCUCUGCUGUACAACACUGAGAUCUCCCGAGUAGCAGUGGCCGCUAUGAGAAACCUUCACCCUGAUUUGGUGUCUGCUGUCCAGCAGCAAGCUUUGUAUUCUACAGCUGAAGAAGAUUUACUUGGCACAUUGAAUAGUAGCUCUCAACCAACAGAAGAGCGAUUCCAAGAACUUCUAGAGCAAAACCCACAUGUAUUUUACCCUUCAAGGACCGCCAAAUCACUGAUGGCACACUGGCAACUUCUGAAGCAGUACCAACUGCUGCCUGACCAAGUUGUGACACCACUGCCUAAAGGCACUGAUGAGAACAUUUUGACAUUUUCGGACGCAGAAGACACAAUUAAUGACUCAGAAUUACCAGAUUACAAGGAAGACGGUAUUGAUGUUGAGAUGCAGCUAGCAGACAGAAUACAGAAGAAAGACAUCCGCCUUCUAGAAACUUCUCUAACCCGCUGGCAGGUGCUUGUGCAGUCAGUGGCCGGAGGCGGAGAGCUGGACAAACACACACUGGCCGUGUUGCGCGGCCGCCGCGUGCGCUACCUCAUGCGCUCCCGGGAGAUCGCAGUGGGGCGCAGCACCCGCGACCAUACGAUCGACGUGGAUCUGACGCUGGAGGGCCCCGCGGCCAAAGUGUCCCGCAAGCAAGCCACCAUCCGCCUGAGGAACACGGGUGAUUUCUUCAUGUCCUCGGAGGGCAAGCGCCCGAUCUUCGUCGACGGUCGGCCAGUACUUCAGGGGAAUAAAGUGAAGCUCAAUCAUAACAGUGUUAUUGAGAUUGCGGGCCUCUGCUUCGUAUUUCUCAUCAACCAGGACCUCAUCAGCGCCAUUCGCCAAGAAGCCGUUAAAGUGAAUAUUCCUGUAUAAAAGUUUUCAAUAAAGGGGAUUAAUUAAUACAUA